GUUCGGCCUGACUGUCCCUCCCCUCUUACUCCCCCCCCCCCCCCCACCUUUUCUUUCAGUUUUCUUGUCUUAGCUUUUGGUCGAUUCUUAAGGAACCGGUGGAUCAAGUUUUUUCUCUUCUUGUUAAUCGCAUUGCUGGAGCACUGACUGACCUCUCUCUCUCUUUCUCUCUCUCUCUCCCUCUUUUUUUUCUCCUCUUUCCUGAAAGUACGUGGUGCCAUUCCUGAGUGACUUUUCCUACUAGACCAUCCCAAGGGGACGAGGGGGAGGGGUAGAAGGAGGAGGAGGAGGAGGAGGAGGAGGAGGAGGAGAGGGGGGGUGUUCCUUCUCUCUCAUUUCUUGGUUUUGUUUAUCAGCCGAUCUGUUUGCAGGAUUUGGGCUCGGAAUGACCCACCUGUAAAGUGCUUUUCCUUCCUCCUCGCCUUGAACUCUGCAGGGGGCUUGGCUUGGAGGGGGCCAGGGAGGGAAAGAGAGAGGGGGAAACACAAAAACUUCUUUCUUUCUUUCUCCGUUUAUCUUCAGCCCGACAUUGUCACCUCCUCUUUGAGGGGUUAGAAGAAGCUGAGAUCUCCCGACAGAGCUGGAAAUGGUGAUGAAUCUUUUUUAAUCAAAGGACAAUUUCUUUUCACUGCACUUUGACUAUGGAAACAGAGGCUAUUGAUGGCUAUAUAACGUGUGACAAUGAGCUUUCACCUGAAAGGGAGCACUCCACUAUGGCAAUUGACCUCACCUCAAGCACACCCAAUGGACAGCACGCCUCACCAAGUCACAUGACAAGCACAAAUUCAGUAAAACUAGAAAUGCAGAGUGAUGAAGAGUGUGACAGGAAACCCCUGAGCCGUGAAGAUGAGAUCAGGGGCCAUGAUGAAGGUAGCGGCCUAGAAGAACCCCUAAUUGAGAGCAGCGAGGUGGCUGACAACAGGAAAGUCCAGGAGCUUCAAGGCGAGGGAGGAAUCCGGCUUCCGAAUGGUAAACUGAAAUGUGACGUCUGUGGCAUGGUUUGCAUUGGGCCCAAUGUGCUUAUGGUACAUAAAAGGAGUCACACUGGUGAACGUCCCUUCCACUGUAACCAGUGUGGAGCUUCUUUUACUCAGAAGGGAAACCUUUUGAGACACAUAAAGUUACAUUCUGGAGAGAAGCCGUUCAAAUGUCCUUUUUGUAGCUAUGCCUGUAGAAGAAGGGACGCCCUCACAGGACACCUCAGGACCCACUCUGUGGGUAAACCUCACAAGUGCAACUACUGUGGACGAAGCUACAAGCAGCGCAGUUCACUGGAGGAGCACAAGGAACGCUGCCACAACUAUCUCCAGAAUGUCAGCAUGGAGGCUGCUGGGCAGGUCAUGAGUCACCAUGUACCUCCUAUGGAAGAUUGUAAGGAACAAGAGCCUAUUAUGGACAACAAUAUUUCUCUGGUGCCUUUUGAGAGACCUGCUGUCAUAGAGAAGCUCACAGGGAAUAUGGGAAAACGUAAAAGCUCCACUCCACAAAAGUUUGUGGGGGAAAAGCUCAUGCGAUUCAGCUACCCAGACAUUCACUUUGAUAUGAACUUAACAUAUGAGAAAGAGGCUGAGCUAAUGCAGUCUCAUAUGAUGGACCAAGCCAUCAACAAUGCAAUCACCUACCUUGGAGCUGAGGCCCUUCACCCACUGAUGCAGCACCCGCCAAGCACAAUCGCUGAGGUGGCCCCGGUUAUAAGUUCAGCUUAUUCUCAGGUCUAUCAUCCAAAUAGGAUAGAAAGACCCAUUAGCAGGGAAACCUCCGAUAGUCAUGAAAACAACAUGGAUGGUCCUCUCUCUCUCAUCAGACCAAAGAGUCGACCCCAGGAAAGAGAGGCCUCUCCCAGCAAUAGCUGCCUGGAUUCUACAGACUCAGAAAGCAGCCAUGAUGACCACCAGUCCUACCAAGGAAACCCUGCCUUAAAUCCCAAGAGGAAACAAAGCCCAGCUUACAUGAAGGAGGAUGUCAAGGCUUUGGAUACCACCAAGGCUCCUAAGGGCUCUCUGAAGGACAUCUACAAGGUCUUCAAUGGAGAAGGAGAACAGAUUAGGGCCUUCAAGUGUGAGCACUGCCGAGUCCUUUUCCUAGACCAUGUCAUGUACACCAUUCAUAUGGGUUGCCAUGGCUACCGGGACCCACUGGAAUGCAACAUCUGUGGCUACAGAAGCCAGGACCGUUACGAGUUUUCAUCACACAUUGUUCGAGGGGAGCACACAUUCCACUAGGCCUUUUCAUUCCAAAGGGGACCCCUAUGAAGUAACAAACUGCACAUGAAGAAAUACUGCACUUACAAUCCCACCUUCCCUCAGAUGUCGACAUACCUUUUAUUUUUGAUUGUUUAAUAUUAUUGCUGUCAUUAAUUCUUAUUUUGUGGAUGCAGUGUCAUUUACUCUGCCUAAUUACAAUAAGGAAGAAACAGAAGAGAGAAGGGACAGGGGAUAUUGUUCUUGGUAACGUGGGAAUUUAAGAGCGGUUCAUUUCUGCCAUGCAUAAAUAUAAGGUAUAUCAUGCUUUGGAAAAAAAAAUCACUUGAUUCAUAUAGGUUCACCUAAGAGAUUCUAAUUUGCCACUGAUGUUCAGGAUUAUGAUUGAAGGCAAGGAAGUUUGGAGUUUUCUGGGUAGAACUUCCACAGUUUAAAGUGGUAUAAGUAAUUUUACUCUUCAAAGAAGAAACUGUUUCAAAAUGUAAACUUUUUUUUUCCUCUAGAGAUCAUGGAACACAAACACAUGUGUUAAUUUCAGUGAUAAUCCUUGGAUGAGUUGUUGUGGGUUCUAUGUUUACUUCCCCAAUGGAAUUUAUAAUACGGUAUGUUAUACACUGUACCAUAUAGCAAAACUUGUAAACUACAGGUAGUUGAGGACACCUACAAUACAUCUGAGGUCCUGUGAUCUUAUUUUUCUAAACUUAAGCACUGUUUUCCAUAGUUUUGAUGACUGGUAUUUUAUAGACACCCUGGCAGCCUUACUUUUAACACCUUUAAUGAGUAGUAUUUUUAUCUAGUUUUAAGAAUAACAUAUGGUCUAAGAGUGGCUAAGAGGCAGUCAGUAGUUUCCAGAAAGGACCUCUGCUUUUCAUAAAUUUGUUUUGGAAGUCUUCUUUUAAAGUUGUAAUGUGAUGGCGGCAUAGUGUACAUAUUUGUUUCUAAAAGUAUGCUUACGAUUGUCACUUUAUCAGCAUUUAAUCAGUGUUAACCAGUCAGCAGAAACAUAUAAUUAGGCUAACCGUAGAAGUAAAAAAACUACUCAGAAAUCCCUUUUCUGGUAUUUCUCUUUUCCCACUGAUUUUUUCAAGCUGUGACCACCCAGUGUUCUAUCCAUAGUCCAUCAUCCUUUACUACUUGAGUAGAAGAUCAUGAAACUCUUUGCUAUAGGUUUUUGCUCUCAAAAUCUUGGAGCAAUUACUAAUUUGACCUGAAUAUGGUAACUUGAACCCCAUAAGGUUAUGGAACUAGGGCUAUUUAUUCUAGUAUUUCUUGAAUAAUAACAUUUACCACUUUUGGUGCAAGGAAAAGGGAACUUCUUUGUAACCUGCACAUUAGACCACAGAUAAAAAAACAGCUUAUUUUUUACACUUUUUGGGGUCUAGAAUGUAACCUAACCUCCAAGCAAAAGUCACCAUGUCCUGCACAGUUUUCCAUCUCAAAAACAUUCAACUACUUAUAAGUCCUUGUCAGAAAUGAAUCUCAGUACCUUAGUAAAAAACAAAACAAAACAAAACAAAAAAAACUCUUAAUCCAUAUGUUAUCAUUUUUCAUGUGCAAAUUUUUUAUUUCAUUUAUAAAAAGAUGCUCUGUUUUUUUAUGUGCAGUCCAACAGCAUUAGAGGGAAGGGAAAAAUGAGAUCAAUUCAAGUCAUUUUGGGGGGACAUACCUGGAUACAGAAAUUGCUGCUUGUGUUGAGGGAGGACAGGCCUGACCAUGGCUGGAUUAUCUGAUAGCCAUUUAUGAGUACUGAUUCUGUUAAGCAGUAACUGAUAACUGCUCUUAAAAAAAUCAUUAAAUAGGAGGCUGAAACUAUGUUUUUAAUGCAGAAUGAUGUGAGAACUAGCAAAAUUAGAGACUUAAGGACAGAGAAGCACAUCCGGCCCCAAUACUGCUCUUGACUCAUCUUCUCAUUUAUCAUCUGCUUAUUUAAACAGCUUCUGAGCACUAACACAGCUAGAGCUGGGCAAAGAUGAUUUUAACUCAGCUCUCCUUUACUCGUUCCUCUUAUAAUUAUUUUUGGAGAAAUGUCCAAACUAGUCCUUUAAAUCUAAGAGAAUGCACCAAAACAGAGACAUGAAACGUUUUAAAUAGAAUACUGUUUUUUUUUUUCCCCUCCUGCAUGCUUUGGUACAUUGUGAACACACAGUUUAUUCAAAGGUAAAGUAUGCUUUUGAGACUUCCUUACCUCCCCCUACACUAACCACUCAAAAAAUUGGAAUUUCAUAUUUUUUUUCCCUUUUGGAGGAAGGUAAAUAAUGUAAGGUUACUGAUUUUGUGUUUUACUGCAAUUUAAGGAAAUGUGGAUGGCAGUGUGUUCAUAACUUUGGCUGUGUGUGGAUUUCUGCUGGCAUCAUCUAUGAAUUUUCUUCCUGUUCACUAUUUGUUUUUUUCAGUGUAUGAACAAUCAUGUGUCUACCUACCCUGGGAUGAAGCUGAAUUUUAGGUGGACCUAAAGAGUUGUGUAGUACCCCCAUGAAGACAGUACUCCUUUUCUGAUUUCAUCUAUUUGAGAAUCUACUUUAUCAAAGGGACAAUAUUUGUGAGAGUGUAUUUGCUACAAGUGUAUACUUGUACUUUCUUAGCUACAUGAUAUGAGGAACAGAAAGAGAUAAAGAUGGCUCAGGGUGUGGCAGGGACAAAUGAGGACGAGGUCAAUUCAAAUGUGCAGGUUAGAAUUUUUGUGGGCAUGGUGCUUUCUGGGAGACUCUAAAUGGCUAUAUUUGCAUGCUUCCUUCUUCACAAAAGGAAAUAAUGCAAGUUGGUAGGGCCUAAAAAUAAAUAUGAGGGUCAGACACCAAAUAAAUCAAAUUUUACAUAACAGUUAUAUGCCCAGUUUAUUUAGGUGAGAUUUCACAUUAGAGUACUGGAGGGGCAUAAAAAUGGGUUAGUCUCUUUCUUCUGGUUUGGCAAAAAUUCAGAAAUUCAUCACAUUGCUUCGCCCUGAUUUUGCCCAGAAAUUUACCUCCAGCUCCUGUUGGAGGUAAAUUAGCUGCCUCUCUCUAAUAGUGGUCAAUCACUUUUAAAAAGCAAUUCUAGCCUGGCUUUUUAGAAUGGCGAAGAUGACCAAUAAGCAGAUUGGAAGAGAUUUCGAGUCGUUAAAACAUUCCGUUGAGAAUUUUCUGGAGGGACAGAACGCGAGAGACCAGGAUUUAGAUUUGGCUACAAAGUAGAAAAUGGUUUUCCUCCAUGCAUACAAGCAAUUGUACGUGUGUGUCAGUGCGUGCAUGUGUGCGUACGGACAUACACACUCCUUUGACGAAAAGUCAUGAAAAGAAGCAAUUAGAGUCAACACAUGUCUUGCAAGAGCACUUAAAGAGUUAAAAUUAGAGUUCAUACCUGAGAAAUUUAGUAAACUUACUUUACCAGAUUGUAUUAAGAAAUAUUAAAGAAGUUAUUAGUAUGUCUUUAGGACUAGUUCAACUAUUAAACUAAAACCUUGGGCCUUUACAAUCUACUUGCAGAAUGAAUCUAAACAAACAAGAAAAGGAUUUUUAAGCUGAUUUGGUAUAACUUCCAAAACGAAGGAAACAAAAAUAACUUUUGAUUAGGAAGAUACAAAAAAAAUGAUUAAUGUUUACGUGUUGGCAAAUGGAAAAAGACAAUAUUUUAGUGAGCUUGAUGUUUUGGUAUAUAGUUACCAUGUCUCAACUCUACACCUCACAAAACUAUGAAGUCUUUAUGAUAUGUUGACAUCAGUGAAGGCAUUUAGAUGAAAAUAUAUUUUAACUGAUUUUCCAAAUGUUAUGUCAUCCUAUCUCCAAAAUGAUUCUGUAAAGUAGAAAAAGAACAGAAAAAGCUGCAAAAAUACAAACAAAAAAAACCUGUAUGCCCCUAGUUUCAAGAGAAAACUUAGAUUAUAAGAGGUACUGACUACAUUUUUUUUUUUUUACUUUGAAAUGUUCAUUGUACAAGAAGAGAUACAUUACAUUUGUGGUCCUCUUUAGUUAUAUUUUAUAUAUUAUUUUUAGUAAGUACUAUCUGUAUAAGAUUAUCCAAAAAAAUUCCCCAAAUGCAAAAGAAAAGAGUAGGGGUGAAAUUAAAAUUUGUAUAUAUGAGAGUUAUCUCAGAAAUGUUUUUAAACCUCCAGUUUCUGCAAAAUAAUUAAAAUAUACAGUAACUGGUAUCUUAAGAUCCUGAGUUUAAUGUAUUAAAUACUUAUAAAAUUUCUUGAUAUUGGUGCCUUUUUAAAAUGCAUUGAGAGAGUGUUGGUUAGCUGUUGUAGCUCUACAAACACUUUUAUUAUGUAUUUUUAAAAACCACUUAAAUUUGAGUACUAUAUAAUACAUCUUCAUGUUCUUAGGGCAAAACUGUUAGAGGAAGUUCCAAUCAGAGAAUUUCAGCUCAUCUGUUUAAAGCAAAAGGAAACUUUGCAACCAGAUUUUAAUCUUAUUAGUUUGAUAGUAUUUCUGAAUACCAUUACAAGAUCAUGUAGGUAAAAUAUGGCAUAGAGGGAAAUUUCAGCUGUGAACUGCAUUAUGGUAUGUGGUUUUGUUUUGUUUUUAAGGAAGAAUCUGUUCUAGUAUCACACAGGCUUUAUUAGUGGAAUUUUGGUCAAUAAAAUACAGUAUUGUUUUGAAAUUUCAUUUAUAGACUAGUGUUGUCCUAGUCUGAGAAUCGGUCUCCUAAUCUAUUAAUGUUUUAUGGAAUAAUGUAAAGAAGCAGGUAAUUAAUUCUCCUUGAACAAAACAAAACUGAAUAGUCAUAUCACAUUGCUAUUCUCCAAAGCAUAAUCUCAAAUGGUUUCCUGCCAUGAUUGUGUAUUACUUGCAAUGGAUGUGUUAGGAUAUGACAGCUUUUAAAAAAUAAAUAAAAAUGAGCUGCUUGUUAUACAAAGCAAAUGUCAUAUGACCAAGAAGCUGUGAUAUGCUAGUGUUUCUUUUUAUCAUAGUGUAUUGCUAGGCCAAAUAAUGACACCUUGAAUAUUUUUAUUACAUUUAUUGCAGUAACCUAAAGUUUUGGGAUUUCCAUAAGGUUUUUAUGUAACAUUAUAUUUCUAGCUUUUUAGUUUUCUCUUGCUGUACUGUAAGUUUGUGAAUAUUUUUCACAUGCACUCUUAGAAAUAAGUUCCUAAUUCUGUUUAUGGGAUUUUUCUCCCAUAACAUUGCAUUUGUAUAUUUUCUGUAUAAAUUUGUUGUGAAUUAACCUUUACCCCAUACAGAGAGUGGUACGUGAAUGACUAGUUUUCUAAGAUGUCCUUUUUAUUGUGAAUAAGAUAUAAAAUUUAGAGGCCCUCUGCUAAGCCACAUAAAACACAACAUAUAACUUCAUAAAGGUACAGAUAAGCCAGUUUGCAGUUAAUUGGG
Messenger RNA from Panthera uncia (snow leopard), 7504 nucleotides. RefSeq names its product IKAROS family zinc finger 2 (gene IKZF2). The transcript is spliced from 8 exons. Gene Ontology annotation, biological process: regulation of transcription by RNA polymerase II. Lineage: Eukaryota; Metazoa; Chordata; Mammalia; Carnivora; Felidae. The record is from RefSeq and is a predicted model, not a curated record. Gene Ontology annotation, molecular function: RNA polymerase II cis-regulatory region sequence-specific DNA binding; DNA-binding transcription factor activity. The coding region runs from base 642 to 2222 and encodes 526 amino acids.